Molecule: messenger RNA, 917 nt
Organism: Anas platyrhynchos (mallard)
Lineage: Eukaryota; Metazoa; Chordata; Aves; Anseriformes; Anatidae
Product: maestro heat-like repeat-containing protein family member 7
Cellular component (GO): cytoplasm
Source: RefSeq, a predicted model, not a curated record
CCUCUUUGCCAGCUACCUGCGGAGCCCGUGCCUGGGCAUGCAGAGCCUGGUGCUCAGGGCGAUCCUGGGGCUCACCGAGAGGCCGGCCACGGCGAGGCAAACGCUCGUCCUGCUGCCGAGCAUCACGGAGCAGCUGCAGGCUGCAGACAGCGACACCCGCGCUGUCGCUCUGCCCGUGCUCAGCACCAUGCUGCGGCUCCUGGAGGGGAGGACGCUCAGCCUCGCGGCUCUGGAGCUGGCCGGCAAGCUCCCAGCCCUCUUUGGCGACGACUCAAGUACGGUGCGGCUUCUCUCUAUUCGCCUCUUCCUCGACACGCUGGGCUUUGUGGAGGGCAGCCAAGAGAAGCUGCAGCAGGUGGCACACAGGAGCCUGCUCCCGCUGUCCCUCCACCUGCACGACCAGGACGAGAGCGUGGCCGAGGCCUCCCGGGAAGCCCUCCUUGGUGUUGCGCGCUUCCUGCGCUGGAGGCAGCUGGCGCACCUGGCCGAGACGCUGCAGAGCUGGAAGAUCGGCGAGUGCCUGCUGGCCAGGAGGAGCAGCGCAGCAGAGGAGUACCUGGCCCAGAGCCUGCCCUACCUGCAGAGCCUGCAGGAGCCCCUGCGGCGGGAGGCUGUGAGGUUCACUGGGCUCGUGGGGAGGCACCUGCUGGAUCAGCACCAGAGCAAGAGCCAGGACAUCUGCCAAGUCCUGCGAGGCUUGGCAAACGACCCCUGCGAGUCGGUCUCGUCGCUGGCGAUUCAGACGGUGCUGAUCCUGCAAGCACCAAGGCCACGCUCGCGCUUCAGCUUUCGGCAGCUGUGCUCCAGGCUGCAGAAGGCGUGGAGGAGGCGACGCUCUUCCCCGGCAGGCAGCUGAGCGUGCUGGAAAGCUCCCGGCAUCUCCUCCUGCCUGCGGCGCAGCCCCGCUCCCCGGGCAC